Molecule: messenger RNA, 1970 nt
Organism: Sphaerulina musiva SO2202
Lineage: Eukaryota; Fungi; Ascomycota; Dothideomycetes; Mycosphaerellales; Mycosphaerellaceae
Exons: 6
Coding region: 855-1970 (371 amino acids)
Source: RefSeq, a predicted model, not a curated record
GUCAUCGUUAGGAAAUGCGGAAAGUUGACGCGAGUCCUGAUAUUCCCAGAGGUUUGCGCGCCGCCUCGUCGCCUGUAGCAUGGCAUCGUCUGCUUCGUCGGUAGCAAUUAUCAGGUAUUGUACCUCCGUCAAAGUCAUUCUUUCUCGCCCUCAAGUGUUCGGUUCUGCCACUUUCGGGGGGGUCGGAUUUGCAGUCGAUCUUGGUGUGUACGGCUUUCUCUCUGCAAAUGGGGGCGAUAUGAUGUUUCGGUGCGUCGGGUUGGCGUGUUCGCGGAGCUGUGUUCUUGUCGCAGGAUGGUGGUGAGAGGAGCCACCGUCCGAUCCAAUACGAACACCUCCACCUGCCCGCAUUACCGGAAUGUCUUUCGGCGUUAAGAUGAAACCCUCCGAUGGCUGCUAUGGCUAAGAGCCCCAGAUGCUCGUUCUUUCUAUCUCUAUAGCGGGGCAGCAGGGUGUAAUCGUUCGGACCGUGUUGCUUACUCCCCGUCCUAUUUUUCUGAAGUUGUCGUCAGAAAAUGCGGAGAAGCUGACGCCGGUCUGGCCUUGUGAUGAAUCUUCUUGAUGACUUUGAUGGUUUGAAAUGUCCAGGUAUUCGCUUCGUUCUGGCUCCGUAGAAGAGGCAGCAGGAUGUGAUGGUUCGGACCGUGUUGCUUACUCUCUGGGACCAGUUUCUAUCCAGGAUGAUCGUAUCGUUCUGAUUCUGCGAGCACCGAGUAUGGAGUAUCGGACGGGAUAGUAACAGAGCAGAUUGAUGAUACUGGUCUUACGAUCGAGUUGCCAAUCGGUCCGGAUGUCGAUCAGUCUGUGGAGAGCACCAGUGAUGCUUUGAUCUCUCCUUUGGAUCAAAUGCAAUCAUGUGUGCGCUCUGCCGUCGUUCUUGGGAGAUUGCUUUGCGCGUCCGAGGCGGCAGGCAUCUCUUCAUACUCUCCAAGCCAUCGCCGUUCGAGGGAUUUGUCAAGCGGGAGUUACAGGCCCGACCGUCUCGCAAUGAAGCGCGAACAGGGCUACUUCUGAAGUCGCUUUCGGUACCCGUUAUAGUCGUGAUCCAGGGAGCGAAGGUCCCGCUCCGUAAGCCAGCGAGAGAAGGUCCAGUGAGAGAAGGUCCAGUGAGAGAAGAUCCAGUGAGAGAAGGUCCAGUGAGAGAAGAUCCAGUGAGAGAAGGUCCAGUGAGAGAAGGUCCAGUGAGAAGAUCCGCUGCAACCCAUUACCAACGUCUGAAUAGCCAGCCAGGCAGCAUAGGAAAGGGGCGUGUCCAUCCUUUGCUAUGCUGUUUUGAUCUCAGCGAAGUCCGACUCGUGAGGGAAUGGAAAGGUGACUGCACUCUUGACGCCGCUUCCGGGAGCCCUGAGUGUGGCUGCGAUCUUGACGCCACUUUCGGUACCGCGGUCGCCGUGAUCCAGUAUGAAGAAAGGGGCGUGUCCAUCCUUUUUCAUACUGUUUUGAUCUCUGCGAAGCCAGACCAUCCCUCGAGGGAGUGUGAACGUGGCUGCAGUGUUGACGCCGCUCUGGGUACCGUGGUCGCCGUGAUCCAGGAAAAGGAGCAUAAAGAAAGGGGCGUGUCCAUCCUUUGCUAUGCUGUCUCGAUUCCUAUAAAGCCCAACCGUUUCCUGAGGGAGCGUAGACGUGGUCGCACUCUUGACGUCGCCUUCGGUGCCGUGAUUGUCAUGAUCCAGAGCGAGGAGCAUGAGAAGGGGCAUGUUCGUCCUUUCACAAGCUGUCUCUGUCUCUGCGGAGCUUUGUCACAGCUCUAUAGUCACGACAGCCGCGGCCCGGUCGCUAUAAUCUGGGGAGAGAAGCAUGAAGAAAGGGCCCUAUGGUCACAACAGCCGCGUCCGGCCGCCGUAAUCAAGGGAGAGAAGCAUGAAGAAAGGGGCAUGCUCGUCCUUCUCAUACUCUCCGUCUCUGUGGAGCUUCUUCAUAGCCCUAUGGUCAAACGACGGCGGCGUCUGGGUCGCCGUGAUCCAGCAUGA